Messenger RNA from Oldenlandia corymbosa var. corymbosa, 2286 nucleotides. NCBI's taxonomy places the organism in Eukaryota, Viridiplantae, Streptophyta, Magnoliopsida, Gentianales, Rubiaceae. The record is from the annotation of a GenBank genome assembly.
AUGUCAAUUCGAUUCAAGUUCCGGAGCUCCGUCGACUACGACACGGUCGACAUCGACGGGCGGUCGUCCAUCUCGGUGGGCGAGUUGCGGUCGAAAAUCAUUCGGCAGAAAAACCUCAACAUCUGCCAAGAUUUUGACCUCAUCUUUUCCGACGCCGUUUCUGGUCAAGAAUAUGAUGACGAAAAAUUCCAAAUCCCAAGUGGUUCAAGUGUGAUCGUUAAGAGGAUUCCAGCACGUUCUCCUGGGGUGCCCAUUGAGGCUGCUGGGAGUUUCACGGUGAAGGGUUUACAUACGAAAUAUUCAGCUACGGACGAAGUGGGGAAGUUUGCUGACGUUGGUACUCAUUUGCAUCUUGUUCAAGCGAAAACACCUUGCUUGGAUCUGGACUAUGAAAAGAAGAUAUCUGGGGUUGAUGAUAAGGCAAAUGUUACUGGGCCAAGGCCUGAAGCUGCUAAGGUUCAGCCAGUUGAACAGACCAUACCAGCUCUUGGGAGUAAAGGGAAAACUGUUGACAAAGAAAGAGCUGAAGAGCAGCUGAAAUUGGAAAAGGAGGCCUUCUCUGUGCAAAAUUCGAGUUUGCCAUCUGAGUUCAAAUGUUCUCUCUGCAACACUUACUUCAAAGAUGCUGUCAUGAUACCAUGCUGCCAACACAGCUUUUGUGAAAAAUGCAUACGACAGGUUCUGGUUGAAAGAGCUAGGUGCCCUAAGUGUUUUUCGGCCAAAUGUAAUGUGGAAAAUUUGCUGCCAAAUUUAUCGCUGAGGCAUGCAGUUGAACAUUUUCUAGAAUCUCAAAAUCUUCAAGAUGCUGCAGAAAAUGAUUUCAACAAAUAUGCCCCUGAUGGAGAAUCUGGAAUUCAAGCUAAGGAGGUUUCAUGUACUGUAACUGUGAUUCAGAGAGAGCCAGAACUACCUCAUUCACCAACCGCAACUGGACAAGGAUCAAACGUAGUUUUGCCUGAGUCAUUCUAUAAUCCAGCUUUAAGGAGAAAUGUAUCAUUUGGCCCAUAUGACCAUAAUUUCAAAAAUUUAACUGCUGGAAGAGAAUCACUGGCUCCUAAAGUGCAGAAGGGUGAAAAUACUCUGCAUCAGAAUAAUGUUUGUGAUGAAGCUGAUUCGACGUGUAAUAGAAAGAGAGAAAUGUGGGUUGAUCCUGGAGGUGGAGAUGGAAGCUUUCUAGGUACCAGUAGACCACAUAAGGGAAAACGGACUUGUUAUAUGUGUGGUUCUCCUGAGCAUCUCAUCCGAGACUGUCCCCUUUCUUCAUGUCCUCAACCUAUGCUUCAAACAGUAGGACCUAAUGUAUUUCAAGGGGGAAUCAGCAGUUACGCCCCUCAGUACUGGCAUCACGCUGCAUACCCCUCUUUUAGGCCCUUCCGAGAUAUGUAUGGCAACCCUGCAAUGAUGCCCUUCAAUGCUCCCCUAGUUCCUACAUAUGGUGGUGCUCCUUAUGUUCCUAAUAUGUACGGGUUAGCUACUAGGGGACCUAUCAGACCAGAAAAUUUGCCACAACCUCGAGUAAGCAGUGCCGAACACCCUCCUCAUCCUGAUGUGGAGCUCCAUUAUGCUGAAAAGAAACGGAAGCUCCCCUAUGAAUUUCUGGGCAGAGGACAAAAUGGUGAUGAUGAAGAUAAUUAUCAUGAGCGCAAACAAUAUUGCGAACCUGACAAGUCGCAUGAGUAUAGAGUUUACAAAGACAGGGAGGCAAGUGGGGGUUAUCCAGAAGACAGGGUUGCACGUAAACAAUGCAAGAAAAAUCAUCUUGGCCAGCAUGGAAAUUCGGAUACAUACUCAUUUGAUGAUUUUCAUGAAAAGAGCUCUCGUUCCUCUAUUUCUGGAAAAGAUCGAAGGUCCUACCCCUCAGAACGAUCCGAUCUAGGUCUAGAGCAUACUAAUACUAAUAAGCAUCAUAGUAAAGAGUUGUCUAAACACCAACAUCUUAGUAGCUCGAAAAUACACCGUGAGAUUAGGCAGGCGUCUUGUAGUGAUUCUAGUCGGGGUCACCAUCAUAAAUCUACCAAAGAAGCUGAUGCUAGAUGUAGGGUUGAUUCGGAUAUUAGAGAUUCUCACAAGAAACAAUACCAUCACAUGGAGUCUCAUCGAGAACCAAGUGGUAAUGAUGACAAGAGAAGGUAUCAAAAAGAUAGAGAGUCAGAUGUAGAAGGUAGACAUUAUAGGCAUGAUUCGAAGCACAAGUUUUAUGAUGAUCGGAAGCAGACGGUAAGUUGUUCAGAUGAAGACCGUGAAGAAGAUUAUCGUCGCAGCAGGAAACAGAAGAGAGUUCACUAA